Messenger RNA from Cucurbita pepo subsp. pepo (vegetable marrow), 1653 nucleotides. Its product is annotated as Plant invertase/pectin methylesterase inhibitor superfamily. Gene Ontology annotation, biological process: cell wall modification. The record is from RefSeq and is a predicted model, not a curated record. Gene Ontology annotation, molecular function: enzyme inhibitor activity; pectinesterase activity. Lineage: Eukaryota; Viridiplantae; Streptophyta; Magnoliopsida; Cucurbitales; Cucurbitaceae.
AAUGGCAGCCAUUAAAAGCGUUUCCGUUCUCGUUCUUGUUCUUGUUCUUGGGUCGGCCAUUUUUGCUUACUCGGAUAACGAAGUGAAAAAUUGGUGCAGCCAAACGCCAUAUCCAGCUCCAUGUGAACAUUUUCUCACGGCAAAAAAAACCGGCACAGAAAAAAACCGGCCAAUCGCUUCAAAAUCCCACUUCCUUAAAGUUCUGGUCGAAUCGGCCAUCGAGCGAGCCGUUUUGGCCCAAAAAAACGCCGUCGCUCUCGGGCCAAAGUGCCAAAACGACCGAGAAAAAUCUGCAUGGACCGACUGUAUCGAGCUCUACGACCAAAUCAUUCACCGGCUCAACCGGACCGCCGGCCGCUGCUCCCCGGUCGAUGUUCAAACCUGGCUCAGUGCUGCUCUCACAGCUCUUGACACGUGUCGAGCUGGGUUUGAGGAGCUUGGGGUUUCGGCUUUCGGCUACUCUUUAACGGCUAAUAAUGUUUCGAAGCUGAUUAGUGAUGGGUUGUCGGUGAAUAAGCCGGCUUCGGCUGAGGGGUUUGAGCCGCCGAGUAUGAAUGAAGGGUUUCCGACGUGGGUUAAGCCGGGAGAAAGGAAGCUGUUGCAGUCGAGCGCUCCGAAUGCUAACGUGGUGGUGGCGAAGGAUGGGUCUGGGAGAUUUAGGACGGUGAGUGAGGCGGUCGCCGCCGCGAAGGGCGGAGGGAGGUUUGUGAUUUAUGUGAAGGCCGGGGUUUAUAGUGAGAAUGUUGAGAUUAAGGCUAAGAAUGUUAUGUUGAUCGGCGAUGGCAUCGGAAAAACUAUCAUCACCGGAAGUAGAAGCGUCGGCGGCGGUUCCACCACUUUUAGAUCCGCCACCGUUGCCGUUGAUGGAGACGGAUUCAUCGCACGAGACAUAACUAUCAGAAACACCGCCGGAGCAUCAAACCAUCAAGCGGUGGCGCUCCGUUCCGGCUCAGACCUCUCCGUCUACUACCGCUGCAGCUUCGAAGGCUUUCAAGACACUCUCUACGUCUUCUCCGAACGCCAAUUCUACAAACAAUGCGACAUUUACGGCACCGUCGAUUUCAUUUUCGGCAACGCCGCCGUCGUAAUCCAAGAUAGCAACAUCAUCGCCCGCGAUCCUCCAAACAAGACGAUCACGAUCACCGCCCAAGGCCGCGCAGAUCCGAAUCAGAACACCGGAAUCUCGAUCCACAAUUGCAGAAUCACGUCGGCCAGUGGCCUCAGCGGCGUUAAGGCCUUUUUAGGCCGACCGUGGAGGGAGUAUUCGAGAACUGUAGUCAUGACAUCGUCGAUAGGAGGGUUUAUCAGUCCGGCGGGGUGGAUGGAGUGGAGCGGUAAUUUUGCGCUAAAUACUCUGUAUUACGGCGAGUAUAAGAACACCGGUGCGGGAGCUUCGACGGCGAAUCGAGUGAAGUGGAAGGGUUAUCGUGUAAUUACCAGCGCGGCGGAGGCUUCGAAGUUCACCGUCGGGAAUUUCAUUGCCGGUGGAUCUUGGUUGCCGAGUACCGGCGUCCCGUUCACUUCCGGCCUCUGAUUUGAUUAGCAAUUUUAAAUCUUAAUUACAAUGUAAGAGUAUGUAAGUUGCAGGAAUAAAUGAAAGAAAAUAUUGGAAUUUUAAAUUACAAAUUUAGUGAAAUAUUACUUUUUUUUUUC